Molecule: messenger RNA, 939 nt
Organism: Peromyscus leucopus (white-footed mouse)
Lineage: Eukaryota; Metazoa; Chordata; Mammalia; Rodentia; Cricetidae
Gene: Smim7
Product: small integral membrane protein 7
Exons: 5
Coding region: 40-267 (75 amino acids)
Source: RefSeq, a predicted model, not a curated record
CUUCCGUUUCCGGUUCUGGCGCCCGCUUCGGCUGUAAGGAUGAUCGGAGACAUCCUGCUGUUUGGGACGCUGCUGAUGAACGCCGGGGCUGUUCUCAACUUUAAACUGAAAAAGAAGGACACGCAAGGCUUCGGGGAGGAGUCGAGGGAACCCAGCACAGGAGACAACAUCCGGGAGUUCCUACUGAGCCUGAGGUACUUCCGGAUCUUCAUCGCCCUGUGGAAUGUGUUCAUGAUGCUCUGCAUGAUUGUACUGUUCGGCUCCUGAGAACCCAGAGCUCACCUGCUGGACGUCGAGGCUCCGUGUCUGUUCCUGAUGACUUCAAGAAUGUUUCUCACCGGAAAACCAGAGACUUCCCCAGAAGGCUGGAACUCAUCUGGGUGGAGAAUGUCCACUUCCCAGCCACCUGACCCCCAUCAGCUACAGUUCGCCUGUGCUCUGGGGUUCCAGGACAAGGCCAUGCUCCUCAGGAGGAGGACACACCUAAUCGUUCACUUGUCCUGGCAUCCCGCCUCUCCAGCACCUCCAGAAACCUGUCCUGGGCUGUUGGGUUGACUUGUCAGUGGUUGUAGUUUGAUUUGUACGGACUGUUCUCAAUCGAUGUGAUCAGGCACUGGAUGCAGGGCUGGCUGUGACCGGGAGCAGCCUCUUCUGCACAGCAGGGUCCGUGCUGGUAGACCUGACAGGGCCAGCGAAGUCUUGCUUCCAAAUGCCUCCCCACUAUGACAGGGUCUACCUGGGACAGCCGAAGUCACCCCAGGACUUGAAGGAGCUGGUCCCCUGCCCAUCUUUAGACCCUAAGCUGUUAGCCACAAAGGGUCUGGGUGACAUGUUUGGCUUCUCUGGAAGAGGCCUUUGGAACAAGUUAGCAGACACUUUGCUGUGCUUCAAGCCGGUUAUUAAUAAAGUGACUUUGGGGCCACCCUCCAUCAUUGCUCA